Molecule: messenger RNA, 1857 nt
Organism: Rhodotorula toruloides NP11
Lineage: Eukaryota; Fungi; Basidiomycota; Microbotryomycetes; Sporidiobolales; Sporidiobolaceae
Product: zinc finger with UFM1-specific peptidase domain protein
Exons: 9
Coding region: 1-1857 (618 amino acids)
Source: RefSeq, a predicted model, not a curated record
AUGCAGUGCUUUGUGUGCUCUGAGGAGCUCGUGGGCGACUCGCAGUACAUCGAGCACCACAUCAACAGCUGCUUGGACCGACAAGGCUCGUCUUCGCAACUUCUUACCGCCCCGCUCGUCACCCCAGCUUCUCUCGACGCGUCCCACCGCGACACCUUCACCGCCUCAUCUCGCAUACAACCCAGUGCCUCGCCCCGUUCUGCGUACGUCGAUGCAGAUCACGCGCUUGCACUCGCCCUUGCACAAGCGGAGGAAGGCGUAGUCGGAGCGGAAGCGCAGACGAAUGGGCUGGACGGUGGCUCCUUCUCCAGGCGACGGGAGCGGAUGCGUAACGACGACGCCUUCGAGCAGGACAGGCUGCUGGCGCUCGCACUCUCACGGGAAGAAGAGGGACGGUCUGCGGCGGAAGGAAACACCUCGGACGUUUGCCCUUCUUGCGGCUCGUCCUGGGCGACCUUCGACCUCUCCUUCCCGCCCGCCGCCUCCUUCGCCCAGCGCUCCGUACUCAUCGCGCGAAGGCGGAACCACUUGGCGAAGUGCGAGGGGAUGGAUCGGCGGGCUAUGUCGUGGAGUCCGCCAGUAGGUGAGAAUCAUGGUGAGGCGGACUUGGAUGAUGAAUUGGCGGAGGAGAAAGGCCGUUCGUCGCUCGCUGGGAAGGGCAAGAGGCCGAGGUCCGGACCACUCGGAGGAGGUGCGAAGGAAACGGUGGUCGGUACAGCAGGCAUGAUUGGCCUCCUUCACCACGCGCUCUCCGCAUCGCACGCAUCGCCACAUGGCCGGACGCGAGAAGCGUACCUCGCGAACGAAUGGACGGAGCACAUCGCAACUCGGCUGGGCGACUACGGCUGGGGCUGCGGCUACAAGAACGCCCAGAUGGUCUUCUCCGCCGUCCGCCACCUCCCGCAAUACUCGACGGACUCGAAUUCGCCAGGUCAAGCUGCGGCGCCCGUCCCGCCCAUCCGGGCGUGGCAAGAGACGGUUGAGGAAGCUUGGAGACAAGGCUACGACCCAGCCGGUGCAGAGCACUUCCGCGGCAAGCUGAUCGGCUCGCGCAGGUGGAUCGGCACGACAGAGGUCUACACCGCUCUGACCUACAUGGGCGUCAACGCCUUUAUCGUCGACUUUCCGAAACAGGAUCCGGACUCAGGCGUCGUAACGAACAAGGCGCUCGUCGAAUGGAUACUCGACUACUUUCGCUCGUCCUCCACCUCCGCCCAGCCCGCAGCGACCAACGCCUUCGCCCUCCUCUCCGCCUCGCAAGGCACCUCAAUCCACCUAACCGGCAACCAGCCGCUGUACCUGCAACACAAGGGCCACAGUCGGACAAUCGUUGGGGUUGAGGUUAGGAAGAGUGCGAGUGUGGGUGGGGGAGGGGGUGGCAGGGGAAGGGCCGGGAGCGAGGGCGAGGAGGAGGUUUGGUUGUUGGUGUUCGAUCCGGGCAGGCCCAUCCCGAACGACAUCAAAGCCGCCGCCGCUUCUUUCAAGCCCGCUUCUUCGACCGACUCCACCAACCCCGCGAUCGCGAACGAUACCACAUCCGUCUCCUCCAGCUCCUCCACCUUCCCGCCACUCAAGAAGUUCAAGCCUUCGCGGGGCGGAUUCGGCCUCUCCUCGAGCCCGAAGAAGCAGAAUGCCGGCGCAAGCUCGGGCGCGUCGGUGCCCAAGUUCAGCGACGUGCUCAAGUGUGUGAGGGUCAACAUGCAUGACUUGAAGAAGAAGGACGAGUACCAGAUUCUCUACGUCUCCGCCACCGAACCGCCUCUCACCGAGCUCCAGAAGCUCUCGCGCAAGCUGGUCACCGCGACGCUGGGCGUGCCGAAGGCGCCUGCGAAGAACGGAGGAGGAGGACCCGCUUGA